Messenger RNA from Cinara cedri, 3304 nucleotides. Lineage: Eukaryota; Metazoa; Arthropoda; Insecta; Hemiptera; Aphididae. The record is from the annotation of a GenBank genome assembly.
UGUCGUUACUCGUUUGUUUGGAAUAUCAAACAUCUCUAGAUUUCGAUUUCUUCAUUUAGUUUAUUUGAAUUAUAUUAGUAAUAAGUUAUUACAAUAUUUUUUUUUCAAAUGGCCCCACAGCAACUGUCUGGCGUCUCGGUGGUUAUAUUCAUUGCUGGUGGUAUAUUAACCUUUAUACUUUUAUUUAUAUUUGCAAAGAGGCAGAUUAUGAGAUUUGCAUUACGAUCUAGAAGAGGUCCGCACGUACCGAUUGGUCACGAUGGGAAAAAAGUAACAGUACACAUUUGAAUAUUUGUAGAUCACACAGUGAUAGUUAAGUAAUAACCAUCAUAAAAUCAAUAAAACCCGUUCACUAUUUUUUGAAUAGGUAGGUACAGUGUUUUUGAUUUUAACCCUGUAUAACAAUAUUAUAUACUUUUACUAUUAAAUUUUAAUGCAUAUAGCUUUAUAUUUUCAAUCGUUGGUUUUCAUUAAAUUGGUAAUCUAUUUAAAUAUCAUUUAUAGUAAAACACAAUUAUAGUAAAACUUUUCUAUUUCGUAUACUCACGGGACAUUAAAACUGGCUGUUAUGAAUCGGUGUACACCGUAGAAAGGUUUUAGUGUUUUUAUAAUCAAAUUCAUUCGUUUACUUGCAUUUUACAAUGCCAAAUUUUUUCAGUGAAUACAAAUAAAUAUACCACUGUAGUAUCUUUGCAUUUCCUCGUUUUUAUUUAAAAUAUCAAACAAUUUUAACAAUACAUGAAGUCCCAUUACAAAGAAAAACAACAGACUAAAUAAGCACAACUGAAUUACAAUUUCUGGUUAAAAUAAGAAAAUAGAACAAUAUUUUAUCUAUAUUGACACGCAAUCAUUCUCAGCAAUAUAAAAGUAAUUUGUCGAAACUUAAAUUCUUUGGUUGUCUUAGUUUUAUUAUAUAAUUAUCUGUUAUAGUGUCAGUGAGGAGAAAUUACUGUCCAUGCCUGUUAUAGACCAGCAAAAAUACUUAUCUUAUUACCAUAUUAUUUUGCUCGUUAAGAGAAAUGUCCACAAUAUAUAGGUGUCUGUUAAGACAGGUCCCACUGUGAUAUUAAAUAUUAUUAGCUAUCAAGAACUACAUAUUGGUAAAAUGUUUCAAAAUAAUUUUUAUUAGACAUUAAAACGGGAAAUUGAAAGACGCAUUGAAGUGAUUCCAAAAAUUGUUUUUGAACCAAAAUUAUUGUCAAGUGACCUAGACGAUGAUCAUUCAAAGUAUAUAUUACCACCAACUGAAACUAACAACAUACCAUUACCAGCACAUCAUUAUCGUAUGAAAGCAGUUGAUGAUAUCAAAAACUUGGGUAAUAUAUUAUAAUGCUUUGACUUUGACUUAACUGUCAGUAUUUAACAAUAAAUUUAAUAAUAUACUUUCAGAGAGGGAAAUUACAAAACAAGAUAAAACAUUGACUCGUCAUCCAAAUGAAAACUUACGUUCAUUUUUAUUAAACACAUUAGCAGUACUUUUGGAUGGUAGUGGACAGCACAUUGUUCAUCAGUUCUGUGAUCUUUAUGAACAUGCACGUUAUGAUCCAAAUGAAUUCUUGGAAGAAGAAUAUCAGUCAUUCAUUAGACUAAUGAAAAAGUUGAUUGAUAUGUAAGUAAAUGAUAAGUAGUAAAUACUAUAUAAAUUGAAAAAGGAAGGGUUUGUGCCAUUUACUGUGUAUACAUUUAAUUAUAAUAUACGUUUGUGUUUUAUAAAAAUUCAAUAAUAAUUGUCUAUUUUAUAAAUCCAGUGCUUUUAAAUUUAUUUUAUUUUUUUUUGUGAUUUUUAUAGAGCUAAGUUAUUGAAAUCAUAUACUGGUGAAAGUAGAAAAAACAGUCCAAAUAAAACUCCAACUCGUAAUAACAAUAUGCGAACUGGUAAUACUGGUACUAAUAAUGAGAGUAAUAGAGACUCAUCAAAUCGAUUAAAAGUUGUAUAAAUAAUAAGUAUUUUGUUUUAUUUAUUUGUUUUACCGUGUAUAAUUAGUGUAAUUGUAAAUUGUAUAAAUUGAUUUGUUAUUAAUAAUUAAAUGACUUAACUUAAAACAAUACCUACCUAUACCUGUUAAAACAUAUUUUCCAUUUAACUAAUUAUUAAAAAUUAAAAACAUAAAUUAUGAAUAAUAGAAUCUAAUAUUCUAAUAUAUAUCAAAUCAAGUUGUUCCUCCUGGGCUAUGCCUAUGGCAAUUUAUUUCAUUUAUGUCACCAAGGUAACUCAUGGUUAAACAAAAAUAAAUAAAUAAUAAUAUAUUUGUACUAAUAAAAAUACCUAAAACCCCUAUUUUACCCCCUUAGAGGUUGAGUUUUCAAAAAUCCUUUCUUAGCAGAUGUUUACAUCAUAAUAGCUAUCUUUAUGCCAAAUUUCAGCCUGAGCUGUGCAUAUAUAGAUCAGUUAGUCAGCUUUCCCUUUUAUAUGUACAAAAUACAAAUAUCAUAUACAAGAACUGUAAAUUUGAUUUCAGUCAUAGUUUUCAAUUUUUAAAAUUUGUCGUUAUUAUAUUUUAUAUUUUGAAUGCACAUUUAAGAUUCUGAGAAGAGCGAGAAAUGUAUUGAUUUUACAAUGAUGUUCAUUUUUAUAGUAAAUAAAUGUAAAAAUGAAAAAUAAAUUAAUUAAUGAAUGCAUUGCUUGGAGUAUUAUGAUAAGUGUAUUAUACGAACGGUUUCAAAUUAAAAAUUCAUCAUCAGGUAUAUCACAAUCAUUAUGUAAAACAAGAUUUUUACAUUAUUCAGAAUUAUAGUGAAUUUGUUAGACAUAUUAUUUUGAUACUUCAUAGCACAAUAGUUAACAUUAUUUAGUGAGCUGUAUAUUUUUUUUUUUUUAAUAGUAUUUAAAUUAAAAUUAUAGAUAAUAUUAAUCUCAUGUUGAUAAUUAUGUUUAUUUAAUAGAAUACGUUUAAGCCUAUAUAAUAUUGAAUUAAAAAAUGAUAGUUUUUUAAAAAUAAGGGUGAUUAGAAUCAUGUGGUAUUAUAACAUCAGUUUGUGUAGGUUUCCUAUAAAUACUAAAAUCAAGUCUAUUCUUUAUUAUGAAAACUAUAGAAUCUAAGAAAUUGUAUUUAUUAUUCAUUUGUAUUUGGAGUGUAAAUUGAAUGUUUUUAUUUAUUUUGUUUAAGUAGUUAACUAAAUUUUCUGUUUGUCUAAUUGAACCUCUAAAGAAAAUGAAAGUGCCAUCAACAUAUCUAUAAUGUGCUUUUAUAUAUGGACUAUAUAUUUUUUUGUUAAUAAUAUUAUUGGUUUCAUAAUUUUGCAUGUAAAUUUCAAAUAAAAGUGCACUUAAAAACCACCCUUUACUAGCCUUUUUUUUUUGCGA